This is a messenger RNA of Chionomys nivalis (European snow vole), 2763 nucleotides long. RefSeq names its product 1-acylglycerol-3-phosphate O-acyltransferase 5 (gene Agpat5). The record is from RefSeq and is a predicted model, not a curated record. Gene Ontology annotation, molecular function: acyltransferase activity. Bases 305 to 1402 code for a protein of 365 amino acids. Gene Ontology annotation, cellular component: mitochondrion; endomembrane system. The transcript is spliced from 8 exons. NCBI's taxonomy places the organism in Eukaryota, Metazoa, Chordata, Mammalia, Rodentia, Cricetidae.
CUGACAGGCAGGCGCGGUUCGCGCGGAGCCGAGCGAGCGCACGGAGCCGAGCGCCCCGAGGCGAGCGCGCCGGGCAAGCCGAGGCCUGCCCUUUCCGUGGCGGUGGCGGCGGCGAACGGGGGCCGCCACAGUCCCCGCCGGGUCCCGGGGCCCCGCGGCCCAUGCUGGGGGCGGAGCCAGGCCGGAGGGCGGCGGCGCGGCCGGCCCCCGCGCGGUGAUUGGCGGGCGGGCGGCCGGCGGCCGCUGAGGUCCUGGCGGCGGCGCGGGCCGCGCAGGCGGAGUCGGCGGCCGGCGAGCAGAGAGGAUGCUGCUGUCCCUGGUGCUCCACACGUACUCUAUGCGCUACCUGCUCCCGGGCGUCGUGUUGCUGGGCUCGGCGCCCACCUACCUGCUGGCCUGGGCGCUGUGGCGGGUGCUGUCGGCGCUGCUGCCCGCCCGCCUGUACCAGCGCGUGGACGACCGGCUCUACUGCGUCUACCAGAACAUGGUGCUCUUCUUCUUCGAGAACUACACCGGGGUCCAGAUAUUGUUAUAUGGAGACUUGCCAAAACAUAAAGAAAAUGUAAUAUAUUUAGCAAAUCAUCAAAGCACAGUUGACUGGAUUAUUGCAGACAUGCUGGCUGCCCGACAGAAUGCCCUUGGACAUGUGCGCUAUGUGCUGAAAGACAGGUUAAAAUGGAUUCCAUUGUAUGGGUUUUACUUUGCUCAGCAUGGAGGAAUUUAUGUAAAACGAAGUGCCAAAUUUAAUGAGAAAGAAAUGAGAAACAUGCUUCAGAGCUACGUGAAUGCAGGAACACCAAUGUAUCUUGUGAUUUUUCCAGAGGGAACGAGAUAUAAUAGAACACAGACAAAAGUCCUUUCAGCCAGUCAGGCAUUUGCUGCUCAACGGGGCCUUCCAGUAUUAAAACACGUGCUGACACCAAGGAUUAAGGCAACUCAUGUUGCUUUUGAUUCUAUGAAGAGUCAUUUAGAUGCAAUUUAUGAUGUCACAGUGGUUUACGAAGGGAAUGAGAAAGGGUCAGGAAAAUACUCAAAUACACCGUCCAUGACUGAGUUUCUCUGCAAACAGUGUCCCAAACUUCAUAUUCACUUUGAUCGCAUAGACAAAAAUGAAGUUCCAGAGGAACAAGAACACAUGAAAAAAUGGCUUCAUGAGCGUUUUGAGAUAAAAGAUAAGUUGCUCAUAGAAUUCUAUGAUUCACCAGAUCCAGAAAGAAGAAAUAAAUUUCCUGGGAAAAGUGUUCACUCCAGAAUAAGUGUCAAGAAGACUUUACCAUCAGUGUUGAUGCUGGGUAGUCUGACUGCUGCCAUGCUCAUGACAGAGUCUGGACGGAAACUGUAUGUGGGCACCUGGUUGUAUGGGACCCUCCUUGGCUGCCUGUGGUUUGUUAUUAAGACAUAAGCAGUUGCGGGCUCCAGUCAUUGUCUCUUACUGAUGGCUGCACAUUACGUCACAUUGUUUCCUGAAUUAAAGAAGAAGUUUUUUUAAAGCCUUGGUGAUUGAACUCUGGAUAAAAUAGAAUUAGUGACCACACCCAACAGGCAGUUGAUUUGGGGCAAACACACAUGGCUUUUUAGGUGCUGGGGUUGCUGGAAAAAUGAAAGCUAAGUGGAGUUUUUGCUGUUUUUGUGUUCUUCAUGAACUUAUGUCCACUUGCAAAGACUAUUUGGAUUGUAUAAUUUGAUGUUGUUUAUAAUUCAGAUGGCUGUAUUUUAACAUUACUUUUUAGCAUAUUUUACUAUAUUGGUUAUCUCCCAUCUUGAUUACUUGGCAGCUCAAACUCUUAUCACUAAAGUAUUUUAUAUUUUGAAGCUAUGUGAUACUGGGUUUUUGUUAAAUUCUGCAAGUCAUGGAAAGAUACUGUAAUUAUGUGUUAAUGUUCAAAGAAAGAGGUGAGAAGUAUUCAUGGCAAAAAACUGUCUAGCAUAUAUUUUUAUUAUAUUGUUCUAUUUAGCUAGUUUUCUUUAUAUUUACAAAAUAACAAACAUUUCUAAUAUUUAUUAAAAUUACUUAAUUUGCAUACCCCCUAUUCUACAGAGAAUAAUGUGUAAAGUGUCAGAGUAGAGUUGAAGCUCUGUUGUGACUGUCUCAUUUGGUGGAGCUUUAAAUAGCCCAGCAUUUGAGCUACUGAGUUAGCGCCUCCCAGUGUCUGUGCUGUGAGUGCUUAUAAACAUAAGGGCCCUGUUAUUUUCAUAACAGCACGGACAACCACAGUGAUGGAAGUCUGCCAGCAUCCUGAUUGUCUGUCCUAGCACGUGCCUUCUGCCUGUCUCCCUUUGCUUUCGCACUGCAUUUGGUCUGGAGCGUGUGCGUUCAUGGUCGCUUGCUGCUUCUCCCAGCCCUUGCUUUCUGGCUUGGUGUCCUCCAGUGGUGCUGUUCAUUGUUGGGGUACAGGCAGUGCUGCCUGACUCAGAGAGGCAUUUCCCUGACUAUGGGUAAGCCUCCUUGGCUACUGAAGAAGCGUUUUGCAUUUGUUCAUGUCGGGUAACAUCAGAAUUGGGUAAAUUUUAUUUCUCUUUAGUUUUCAUGGGGCUACACUGUUGAUACAUAUCACCUGGGAACAAGAGCUGCCUUCCAGGACCAACUCACACUCUUCUCAGUAUGCAACAGUGUAUCCUAUGGAAGGAGACUUUCUAAAGUUUGAUUUGCUGUAUUCUUAGUUGUACUAGUCCUUUAAUUCUGCAUACAGAUUUUUGUCACAAAUUAUACCAAUGAUUGAGUUGAAAUAGACCAUUUGAAUCACAAUAAAUAAAUUUUUUUAA